AUGGCAGCGUACUCGACAGGCGCCAGCUGGUCCUUUCCGGACGACAUUCCCGGCUCAUUUCAACAUGACGAGAGGAAAGACACUGCAGAACCGCCUCGAGAUGACACCACAAAGCCAGAACCAACUGCUCGCGAGCCGCCGCCGAAGCGCAGACGCACUCACUGGCCGCCCCGCACAUGUCGAAUCUGCCUCGAAGUCGUGCAGCCGACCUUUCACAACGACACUACUUCGGCCCUACCUUAUGUCGUUCAGCCUCCUCCACGAGUUACAUACGAGAGCGAAGAUGGUGGUCGGCUGCUGAGUCCGUGCAAGUGCAAAGGGAGCCAGCGAUACGUGCAUGAGGAGUGCUUGAAUGCGUGGAGAAAGGCGGAUCCCAUGCAGAAGCGCAACUAUUGGGAAUGCCCUACAUGUCGCUACCGGUACCACCUCCAGCGCCUGACGUGGUCGUCGUGGAUCAGCAGCACAUCGGCCCAGCUUGGUCUAACCUUGCUCAUCUUCAUCACCUCCAUUUUCAUCUUAGGCUUCAUCGCGGACCCCAUCAUCAACAUGUAUCUGGACCCGGUAUCUACCAUCGCUACGGCUGGCGGUCCUACGGGCUCUCUGAUCUACGAAGACGAACCUACGACAUGGCUCGAGCACAUGAUCAAAGGACUUGCUUCGCUGGGUCUUCUAGGAUUCGCCAAAUUCCUCUUCUCGCUUUCACCCUUCCAGUUUAACGUCCGGACUGGCGGUCUCAUGGGCAGCAGAAGUGCGGUUGGGGGCUCGGGCAGAGAUCGCUUGCAGCAGCUCAGCUGGGUUUCCAUAGUGGUUGGUCUCAUCACAGUCCUCUACGCCGUUUGGAAAGGCGUGCGAGCGUGGAGCAGACGAACGCUCGAGUCAGCUGGCGAGCGCGUGUUGGACGUACCAGGCACUGCCGAUGAUGACGACGACGACGACGACUGA
Molecule: messenger RNA, 942 nt
Organism: Zasmidium cellare ATCC 36951
Lineage: Eukaryota; Fungi; Ascomycota; Dothideomycetes; Mycosphaerellales; Mycosphaerellaceae
Exons: 1
Coding region: 1-942 (313 amino acids)
Molecular function (GO): zinc ion binding
Source: RefSeq, a predicted model, not a curated record